Molecule: messenger RNA, 1825 nt
Organism: Fusarium oxysporum Fo47
Lineage: Eukaryota; Fungi; Ascomycota; Sordariomycetes; Hypocreales; Nectriaceae
Product: ribosome-binding protein NMD3
Exons: 2
Coding region: 78-1631 (517 amino acids)
Biological process (GO): ribosomal large subunit export from nucleus
Cellular component (GO): cytoplasm; nucleus
Molecular function (GO): ribosomal large subunit binding
Source: RefSeq, a predicted model, not a curated record
AUUUCUAAAAGUCACUGAACAUCAUUCAUUUCCACCCAAACAACACCAUCAAAUUUCACACGACACCGUUGCCCAACAUGUCGAUGGAUCUGGAUGACCAGCCUAUCUCUAUAGCCCCUGUCUCUCAGCAGCAGGGCUCUGCUACUAUUCUCUGCUGCAACUGCGGUGCCCCGAUCGAUGGAACCGCCUCCAGCGGCGCUCUCUGCUACGACUGUAUCAAGCUUACUGUCGACAUUUCCCAAGGCGUCCAGCGAGAGGCGACGCUCAACUUCUGCCGAGAUUGCGACCGAUGGCUCAUGCCCCCCAACAGUUGGAUCGUUGCCGCCCCCGAAUCCCGCGAAUUGUUAGCCAUGUGCCUCAAGAAACUUCGAGGUUUGAACAAAGUCCGUAUCGUGGACGCGAGCUUUAUCUGGACCGAGCCUCACUCGCGACGAGUAAAGGUCAAGAUCACAAUCCAGGAUUCCGUCCAAGAUGGUAUGCUGCUUCAACAGAGUUUCGAGGUUGUGUAUGUGGUGGCGUACCAGCAGUGCCCUGAGUGUGCCAAGUCGUACACUGCCAACGUUUGGCGAGCUGCUGUUCAAGUUCGUCAAAAGGUCCUUCACAAGCGAACUUUCCUUUUCCUCGAGCAGCUUAUUAUGAAGCACGGCGCACACAAAGAUACACUCAACAUUCGGGAGGCCAAGGAUGGUAUCGACUUCUUCUUCGCCCAAAAGAACCAGGCUGAGAAGUUCAUCGACUUCCUCAACUCUGUGGUGCCUGUCAAGGUGAAGGCGUCGCAGGAGCUUAUCUCUCACGAUACCCACACCUCUAAGUCGUCGUACAAGUUCACAUAUUCGGCCGAGCUGGUGCCUAUAUGUAAAGACGACUUGGUCGCUCUGCCUAUCAAGAUGGCCAAGCAAAACGGCAACAUCUCACCUCUCCUCCUCUGCCACAAGAUCGGUACCUCUGUGUACCUGUUGGACCCUCAGACCCUUCAGACUUGCGAUAUCAGCUCACCCAUCUAUUGGCGAGCUCCUUUCCUAUCUCUCACCGAUACGCAUGAGCUCGUUGAGUUCAUUGUCAUGGAUAUCGACCGCACAGCAACCCAGAAGGGCAAAUGGACGCUUGCCGAAGCCACAGUCGCUCGUGCCUCAGAUCUUGGUUCAAAUGACCGAACAUACUUCACAAGGACUCACUUGGGUCGACUCCUCCAGCCCGGUGAUUCUGCUAUGGGUUACCUGAUGGCCGGAACCGUUUUCAACAACACCGAAUACGAGAAGAUCGAGAGCUCGAACACAUACUCAUCGAGAAUCCCUGACGUGGUGCUAGUCAAGAAGCACUAUCCCCGCCGCAGAAAGAACCGCAAGAGGAACUGGCAGCUCAAGCGUAUGGACAAGGACGAGGGAGAGCUUCUUCCCAAGAAGGCAGACCAAGAACGCUUGGAUCAAGAGUACGAGCAGUUCUUGCGAGAUGUCGAGGAAGACGAGGAGCUCCGUGCUACGCUCGCCCUGUACAAGGCUAAGAAGAGAGCCGAGGAGGAGAUGAGUGUGGCUGAGACUGAGGAGGAUGAUGAGGCACCUCACGUCGAUAUGAAUGAGUUGCUGGAUGACUUUGAUGAGCUUACAAUGGAGGAUCGGCCAAUGCAAGAAUAGGGCUUACAUGAAUGAAAAGAACUGAUUUGAUUUCCAUGCAAUAGGGCUCUGUUGGACCACCGUUGAGAUUUCGUGAUGGCGAAUGUGCUCAGAUGAAUGAAGGAAUAUCGUCGAGUGAGGAUUUAGAGGGUGUUUUCUCUUCCGUUUUGCGGAACUGUUCCCUUGACUUUUGGCGCUGAAUUCUUCGUUUGUUG